AUGCUUCCCCCCGCGGACGCUCAGCAUGCGCCUACCGCGGAGCCCGCGGAUGUCCCUCCCGCGCGCAUCGCGCCCUGCGCGUACGAAUUGUGGAAUGACAGCCGGGGGAAGGAAAUGCUCCGCCACACGGACGAGCUUGCGCCUUUCCGCUGGUCCUCCAGAACCGCCCGUGGCAAGCAGUGCGCGCGUUCUAUGCCAGCCUGGCAGCUGGACACCACGGUGCAGCUGGUGGUGGCAUACGAUGGAGGGGCGUUUCAUGGGUAUCAGAGCCAGCAAGGAGCGGUCACGGUGCAGAGGUGUGUGGCGGGGUGCUGUGCAAUGGGGUGCGGUGCACAGAGCCAGCAGGGGGCAGUGACCCUGCAGAGGUGUGUGAUGCGGUACUGUGUGGUGGGGUAUGGUGGAGAGGCAUGUGAGGGGGGGCUUGAUGGGUUACCAGGGGCAGCUGGUUAUGGCAUCCGAUGGAGGGGCGUUCCACGGGUACCAGAGCCAGCAGGGGGCAGUGACUGUGCAGACGUAUGGUGCGGUGCUCCAGGAGGAUGGGGGGUUUGGCUGGGAGGUAUACGCACUCCUCUCAACCGAUGCGAUUGGGGAGACGUGCACUCCUCUCAACCGAUGCGAUUGGGGAGACGUGCACUCCUCUCAACCGAUGCGAUUGGGGAGACGUGCACUCCUCUCAACCGAUGCGAUUGGGGAGACGUGCACUCCUCUCAACCGAUGCGAUUGGGGAAACGUGCACUCCUCUCAACCGAUGCGAUUGGGGAGACGUGCACUCCUCUCAACCGAUGCGAUUGGGGAGACGUGCACUCCUCUCAACCGAUGCGAUUGGGGAGACGUGCACUCCUCUCCACCGAUGCGAUUGGGGAGACGUGCACUCCUCUCAACCGAUGCGAUUGGGGAGACGUGCACUCCUCUCAACCGAUGCGAUUGGGGAGACGUGCACUCCUCUCAACCGAUGCGAUUGGGGAGACGUGCACUCCUCUCAACCGAUGCGAUUGGGGAGACGUGCACUCCUCUCCACCGAUGCGAUUGGGGAGACGUGCACUCCUCUCAACCGAUGCGAUUGGGGAGACGUGCACUCCUCUCAACCGAUGCGAUUGGGGAGACGUGCACUCCUCUCCACCGAUGCGAUUGGGGAGACGUGCACUCCUCUCAACCGAUGCGAUUGGGGAGACGUGCACUCCUCUCAACCGAUGCGAUUGGGGAGACGUGCACUCCUCUCCACCGAUGCGAUUGGGGAGACGUGCACUCCUCUCAACCGAUGCGAUUGGGGAGACGUGCACUCCUCUCAACCGAUGCGAUUGGGGAGACGUGCACUCCUCUCCACCGAUGCGAUUGGGGAGACGUGCACUCCUCUCAACCGAUGCGAUUGGGGAGACGUGCACUCCUCUCAACCGAUGCGAUUGGGGAGACGUGCACUCCUCUCAACCGAUGCGAUUGGGGAGACGUGCACUCCUCUCAACCGAUGCGAUUGGGGAGACGUGCACUCCUCUCAACCGAUGCGAUUGGGGAGACGUGCACUCCUCUCCACCGAUGCGAUUGGGGAGACGUGCACUCCUCUCAACCGAUGCGAUUGGGGAGACGUGCACUCCUCUCAACCGAUGCGAUUGGGGAGACGUGCACUCCUCUCCACCGAUGCGAUUGGGGAGACGUGCACUCCUCUCAACCGAUGCGAUUGGGGAGACGUGCACUCCUCUCAACCGAUGCGAUUGGGGAGACGUGCACUCCUCUCCACCGAUGCGAUUGGGGAGACGUGCACUCCUCUCAACCGAUGCGAUUGGGGAGACGUGCACUCCUCUCAACCGAUGCGAUUGGGGAGACGUGCACUCCUCUCCACCGAUGCGAUUGGGGAGACGUGCACUCCUCUCAACCGAUGCGAUUGGGGAGACGUGCACUCCUCUCAACCGAUGCGAUUGGGGAGACGUGCACUCCUCUCAACCGAUGCGAUUGGGGAGACGUGCACUCCUCUCCACCGAUGCGAUUGGGGAGACGUGCACUCCUCUCAACCGAUGCGAUUGGGGAGACGUGCACUCCUCUCAACCGAUGCGAUUGGGGAGACGUGCACUCCUCUCAACCGAUGCGAUUGGGGAGACGUGCACUCCUCUCAACCGAUGCGAUUGGGGAGACGUGCACUCCUCUCAACCGAUGCGAUUGGGGAGACGUGCACUCCUCUCCACCGAUGCGAUUGGGGAGACGUGCACUCCUCUCAACCGAUGCGAUUGGGGAGACGUGCACUCCUCUCAACCGAUGCGAUUGGGGAGACGUGCACUCCUCUCAACCGAUGCGAUUGGGGAGACGUGCACUCCUCUCAACCGAUGCGAUUGGGGAGACGUGCACUCCUCUCCACCGAUGCGAUUGGGGAGACGUGCACUCCUCUCAACCGAUGCGAUUGGGGAGACGUGCACUCCUCUCCACCGAUGCGAUUGGGGAGACGUGCACUCCUCUCAACCGAUGCGAUUGGGGAGACGUGCACUCCUCUCCACCGAUGCGAUUGGGGAGACGUGCACUCCUCUCCACCGAUGCGAUUGGGGAGACGUGCACUCCUCUCAACCGAUGCGAUUGGGGAGACGUGCACUCCUCUCAACCGAUGCGAUUGGGGAGACGUGCACUCCUCUCAACCGAUGCGAUUGGGGAGACGUGCACUCCUCUCCACCGAUGCGAUUGGGGAGACGUGCACUCCUCUCAACCGAUGCGAUUGGGGAGACGUGCACUCCUCUCAACCGAUGCGAUUGGGGAGACGUGCACUCCUCUCAACCGAUGCGAUUGGGGAGACGUGCACUCCUCUCAACCGAUGCGAUUGGGGAGACGUGCACUCCUCUCCACCGAUGCGAUUGGGGAGACGUGCACUCCUCUCCACCGAUGCGAUUGGGGAGACGUGCACUCCUCUCAACCGAUGCGAUUGGGGAGACGUGCACUCCUCUCCACCGAUGCGAUUGGGGAGACGUGCACUCCUCUCAACCGAUGCGAUUGGGGAGACGUGCACUCCUCUCCACCGAUGCGAUUGGGGAGACGUGCACUCCUCUCAACCGAUGCGAUUGGGGAGACGUGCACUCCUCUCAACCGAUGCGAUUGGGGAGACGUGCACUCCUCUCAACCGAUGCGAUUGGGGAGACGUGCACUCCUCUCCACCGAUGCGAUUGGGGAGACGUGCACUCCUCUCCAUCGAUGCGAUUGGGGAGACGUGCACUCCUCUCAACCGAUGCGAUUGGGGAGACGUGCACUCCUCUCAACCGAUGCGAUUGGGGAGACGUGCACUCCUCUCAACCGAUGCGAUUGGGGAGACGUGCACUCCUCUCCACCGAUGCGAUUGGGGAGACGUGCACUCCUCUCAACCGAUGCGAUUGGGGAGACGUGCACUCCUCUCAACCGAUGCGAUUGGGGAGACGUGCACUCCUCUCCACCGAUGCGAUUGGGGAGACGUGCACUCCUCUCAACCGAUGCGAUUGGGGAGACGUGCACUCCUCUCAACCGAUGCGAUUGGGGAGACGUGCACUCCUCUCCACCGAUGCGAUUGGGGAGACGUGCACUCCUCUCAACCGAUGCGAUUGGGGAGACGUGCACUCCUCUCAACCGAUGCGAUUGGGGAGACGUGCACUCCUCUCAACCGAUGCGAUUGGGGAGACGUGCACUCCUCUCAACCGAUGCGAUUGGGGAGACGUGCACUCCUCUCAACCGAUGCGAUUGGGGAGACGUGCACUCCUCUCCACCGAUGCGAUUGGGGAGACGUGCACUCCUCUCAACCGAUGCGAUUGGGGAGACGUGCACUCCUCUCAACCGAUGCGAUUGGGGAGACGUGCACUCCUCUCCACCGAUGCGAUUGGGGAGACGUGCACUCCUCUCAACCGAUGCGAUUGGGGAGACGUGCACUCCUCUCAACCGAUGCGAUUGGGGAGACGUGCACUCCUCUCCACCGAUGCGAUUGGGGAGACGUGCACUCCUCUCAACCGAUGCGAUUGGGGAGACGUGCACUCCUCUCAACCGAUGCGAUUGGGGAGACGUGCACUCCUCUCCACCGAUGCGAUUGGGGAGACGUGCACUCCUCUCAACCGAUGCGAUUGGGGAGACGUGCACUCCUCUCAACCGAUGCGAUUGGGGAGACGUGCACUCCUCUCAACCGAUGCGAUUGGGGAGACGUGCACUCCUCUCCACCGAUGCGAUUGGGGAGACGUGCACUCCUCUCAACCGAUGCGAUUGGGGAGACGUGCACUCCUCUCAACCGAUGCGAUUGGGGAGACGUGCACUCCUCUCAACCGAUGCGAUUGGGGAGACGUGCACUCCUCUCAACCGAUGCGAUUGGGGAGACGUGCACUCCUCUCAACCGAUGCGAUUGGGGAGACGUGCACUCCUCUCCACCGAUGCGAUUGGGGAGACGUGCACUCCUCUCAACCGAUGCGAUUGGGGAGACGUGCACUCCUCUCAACCGAUGCGAUUGGGGAGACGUGCACUCCUCUCAACCGAUGCGAUUGGGGAGACGUGCACUCCUCUCAACCGAUGCGAUUGGGGAGACGUGCACUCCUCUCCACCGAUGCGAUUGGGGAGACGUGCACUCCUCUCAACCGAUGCGAUUGGGGAGACGUGCACUCCUCUCCACCGAUGCGAUUGGGGAGACGUGCACUCCUCUCAACCGAUGCGAUUGGGGAGACGUGCACUCCUUUCCACCGAUGCGAUUGGGGAGACGUGCACUCCUCUCCACCGAUGCGAUUGGGGAGACGUGCACUCCUCUCAACCGAUGCGAUUGGGGAGACGUGCACUCCUCUCAACCGAUGCGAUUGGGGAGACGUGCACUCCUCUCAACCGAUGCGAUUGGGGAGACGUGCACUCCUCUCCACCGAUGCGAUUGGGGAGACGUGCACUCCUCUCAACCGAUGCGAUUGGGGAGACGUGCACUCCUCUCAACCGAUGCGAUUGGGGAGACGUGCACUCCUCUCAACCGAUGCGAUUGGGGAGACGUGCACUCCUCUCAACCGAUGCGAUUGGGGAGACGUGCACUCCUCUCCACCGAUGCGAUUGGGGAGACGUGCACUCCUCUCCACCGAUGCGAUUGGGGAGACGUGCACUCCUCUCAACCGAUGCGAUUGGGGAGACGUGCACUCCUCUCCACCGAUGCGAUUGGGGAGACGUGCACUCCUCUCAACCGAUGCGAUUGGGGAGACGUGCACUCCUCUCAACCGAUGCGAUUGGGGAGACGUGCACUCCUCUCAACCGAUGCGAUUGGGGAGACGUGCACUCCUCUCCACCGAUGCGAUUGGGGAGACGUGCACUCCUCUCAACCGAUGCGAUUGGGGAGACGUGCACUACUCUCAACCGAUGCGAUUGGGGAGACGUGCACUCCUCUCAACCGAUGCGAUUGGGGAGACGUGCACUCCUCUCCACCGAUGCGAUUGGGGAGACGUGCACUCCUCUCCAUCGAUGCGAUUGGGGAGACGUGCACUCCUCUCAACCGAUGCGAUUGGGGAGACGUGCACUCCUCUCAACCGAUGCGAUUGGGGAGACGUGCACUCCUCUCAACCGAUGCGAUUGGGGAGACGUGCACUCCUCUCAACCGAUGCGAUUGGGGAGACGUGCACUCCUCUCCACCGAUGCGAUUGGGGAGACGUGCACUCCUCUCAACCGAUGCGAUUGGGGAGACGUGCACUCCUCUCAACCGAUGCGAUUGGGGAGACGUGCACUCCUCUCAACCGAUGCGAUUGGGGAGACGUGCACUCCUCUCCACCGAUGCGAUUGGGGAGACGUGCACUCCUCUCCAUCGAUGCGAUUGGGGAGACGUGCACUCCUCUCAACCGAUGCGAUUGGGGAGACGUGCACUCCUCUCCACCGAUGCGAUUGGGGAGACGUGCACUCCUCUCCAUCGAUGCGAUUGGGGAGACGUGCACUCCUCUCAACCGAUGCGAUUGGGGAGACGUGCACUCCUCUCAACCGAUGCGAUUGGGGAGACGUGCACUCCUCUCAACCGAUGCGAUUGGGGAGACGUGCACUCCUCUCCACCGAUGCGAUUGGGGAGACGUGCACUCCUCUCCACCUUUCUCCGACUUCUUUCUGUCCCCAAUUGCCCCUCAUGACCCGGCCUCCUUUUGA
Messenger RNA from Closterium sp. Yama58-4, 6072 nucleotides. Lineage: Eukaryota; Viridiplantae; Streptophyta; Zygnematophyceae; Desmidiales; Closteriaceae. The record is from the annotation of a GenBank genome assembly.